Molecule: messenger RNA, 978 nt
Organism: Miscanthus lutarioriparius
Lineage: Eukaryota; Viridiplantae; Streptophyta; Magnoliopsida; Poales; Poaceae
Source: the annotation of a GenBank genome assembly
AUGAAUGCAAUUUUGGCUCUGGACACUUCUGUUCUUGAUAAUGACCAAGUGGAGAAUCUCAUUAAGUUUUGCCCUACAAAGGAAGAGAUCGAGAUGUUGAAGGGUUAUAACGGCAACAAAGAAAUGCUUGGGAAAUGCGAACAGUUCUUCCUGGAGCUGAUGAAAGUUCCACGUGUAGAGGCCAAGCUAAGAGUUUUUGCUUUCAGAAUUACUUUCUCAACACAGGUAGAUGAGCUAAGAACUAACCUAACCACCAUAAACGAUGCAACAAAGGAGGUCAAAGAGUCUCUGAAGUUACGACAGAUAAUGCAGACCAUUCUCACACUGGGGAAUGCACUAAAUCAAGGGACAGCACGAGGAUCUGCUGUUGGCUUCAGAUUAGACAGCCUUCUUAAACUGUCGGAUACUCGAGCUAGAAAUAAUAAGAUGACGCUGAUGCAUUAUUUAUGCAAGCUUCUUGCUGAGAAAAUGCCUGAACUUCUUGAUUUUGACAAAGACCUAAUUUAUUUGGAAGCAGCUUCCAAGAUCCAACUGAAAUUGCUUGCGGAAGAAAUGCAAGCAAUAAACAAAGGUCUUGAGAAGGUGGAGCAGGAGCUAGCUGCUUCGGAAAGUGAUGGUGCAAUUUCAGUUGGCUUUCGUGAGGCAUUGAAAAGCUUUCUUGAUGCAGCAGAAGCUGAGGUUAGGUCCCUCAUUUCCUUGUAUGCUGAAGUGGUGAGUCACUGCCAUAAAAAUCUUGCAGGAAGAAACGCUGAUUCGCUAGCUCAGUAUUUUGGUGAGGAUCCUGCACGCUGCCCGUUCGAGCAAGUCACAUCAAUUUUGGUUAUUUUUGUGAAUAUGUUCAAAAAAUCACGUGAUGAAAAUGCUCGAAAUGCGGAGGCUGAGAAAAAGAAACUGGAAAAGGAAAAGGAAAAGGCAAGUUACCUUUGCGAAUUCCAAGGUCUUGGAGCUUUCGUGCUCAUCUCCAGUGAGAAUGUAUGA